This is a messenger RNA of Hipposideros armiger (great roundleaf bat), 3483 nucleotides long. It is a transcript of the gene ANP32E, whose product is annotated as acidic nuclear phosphoprotein 32 family member E. The coding region runs from base 370 to 1170 and encodes 266 amino acids. Gene Ontology annotation, biological process: regulation of apoptotic process. Gene Ontology annotation, molecular function: phosphatase inhibitor activity; histone binding. The record is from RefSeq and is a predicted model, not a curated record. Gene Ontology annotation, cellular component: nucleus. NCBI's taxonomy places the organism in Eukaryota, Metazoa, Chordata, Mammalia, Chiroptera, Hipposideridae. The transcript has 7 exons.
UAGGCCAGGGGGUUGGCGGUGCCGUGUCAUGGAGGCUCAGUCUCUGAGCAGCCAUUGAAGGGGAAGGAACUGCGGGUGUAUGUGUGUGUGCGUGUGCGUGUGUGUGUGUGUGAGUGAGUGCGUGCGUGUGAGUGCGCGCGCGAGUGUGUGGACGAGGAGGUGGGGGCAGCCGAGUUAGAGUCCCAACUCCUUGGACUCCAUUUGCUAUUCUCUUCUUUCUCCCCCACACCUAUCUGGUGGUGGUGGGCGUUUAUAUUUGCGUUUCUUUUCAUUCAUUUCCAAAUCUUUUACAGUUUGAGGGUUGGGGGUAGUAGGAAAGGCAGGACAGGGUAAGGGAGGAGAGUAAUAGCAGAAGAGCAGGAGGAGGACAUGGAGAUGAAGAAGAGGAUUAACCUGGAGUUAAGGAACAGAGCCCCGGAGGAGGUGACAGAGUUAGUCCUUGACAAUUGCUUGUGUGUCAAUGGGGAAAUUGAGGGCCUGAACGAUACAUUUAAAAAACUAGAGUUUCUGAGUAUGGCUAAUGUGGAGCUAAGUUCACUGGCCCGGCUGCCCAGCUUAAAUAAACUUCGAAAGUUGGAACUUAGUGACAAUAUAAUUUCUGGAGGCUUGGAAGUCCUGGCAGAGAAAUGUCCAAAUCUUACCUACCUCAACCUGAGUGGAAACAAAAUCAAAGAUCUCAGUACAGUAGAAGCUCUGCAAAAUCUGAAAAAUUUGAAAAGUCUUGACUUGUUUAACUGUGAGAUCACAAACCUGGAAGAUUAUAGAGAGAGUAUUUUUGAACUGCUGCAGCAAAUCACAUACUUAGAUGGAUUUGAUCAGGAGGAUAAUGAAGCACCAGACUCGGAAGAGGAGGAUGAUGAAGAUGGAGAUGAAGAUGAUGAAGAGGAAGAGGAAGAUGAAGCUGGUCCACCUGAAGGAUAUGAGGAAGAGGAGGAGGAGGAAGAGGAAGACGAGGACGAGGAUGAAGAUGAAGCAGGCUCAGAACUGGGAGAGGGAGUAGAGGAAGUGGGCCUCUCGUACUUAAUGAAAGAAGAAAUUCAGGAUGAAGAAGAUGAUGAUGACUAUGUUGAAGAAGGGGAAGAAGAAGAAGAGGAAGAGGAAGAAGAAGGUCUUCGAGGGGAAAAGAGGAAACGAGACGCUGAAGAUGACGGAGAGGAAGAAGAUGACUAGAUCAUUCUGAGACCAUAGUCCCUAUUUCCUGGGUGUGCAAUAGAGUGAUCACAUCUUUGUUUCUUCAUGUACGAUAGCUGUCCCUACAGAAGAUAACGUAACUUUUUAUAGGAAAAGUGUGGUUUUACUAUUUUUGCCUUAUCAUUCCAAAUAAGAUUUACUAGUCUGUUAAUGAUCAUAUUGUAUGUAGAGAAAAAUUUUCAUUGACCCCCCCCCAUCCCCAUUGUGAAAUUCCCUAGCAGUUUAUUUAGAAUCUUAAGUUUUCUAAUACAAGCUCACCGUAUUAGUCAUUUUAGCCCAUAAUUAAAACAUGAUCGCUUUUACACAGGUGUAGUAUGGUGCAUUUCAUUCAUAAGUUUUUAAAGUUAUUUAAGAAUUAACUGAAAUCACAGUCAGCUGGAAUAUGAAAUGAAGGUAGUCUCUUGAAUAAUAAGUUGUGUUUUUUUUGUUGUUUUUUUUAGCAGUGACCCAGAGAUCUUUAAUUUGAAGGCAAUGACUUUUUUUGGCUAAGGGUUGAUGUGACAAACAUGAGUAACUUGGAAAAUAGGAGCAGAAUAGUAAGGGUUCUAUUCAAAAAUAUAAUUCAUGGCUUUCGAGAAGCUUCUGAAAACCUAAGCCGGGUGACUAGGAUUUUACCUUGGAAGGAAAAAUUGGUUAUAAUAAGUUCAGAGAUGUGCAGGUGAGCCCUUUGUUCUUCAAGCUGAAGAUGAUGACAUGCUAACUAACAGUUGUUGUGUGUUUUUGUGUGUGCAUUUUUUGUUUGCCUCUCAGCAAUCCCUUUAAGGUCACCUUCCUUUCUCGUUUCACUCUCCUCCCUUUAUCUCAGAAAAAAGCUAGGAAACUUAUGGAUACCCAGGAAAGCCUUUAGUCUUAUACCUCAACCACCUUUUCAGACCUGUCUCAGUUUUGAACAAGCUAAGUGAAAGAAACUGAGUAUUUUCUGAGAUACGAAUAAUGUCAUCAGUAGAGUUUUAUGCAACAGACUGUUUACUGUAAAGCUUUCUUGGUUGACAAGAUGUAUAGACUGUAUUUGUAGGAUGAAGAAAGAAAAGAAGCACAGGGUCUUUUGGAAGCAGCAAUAGUGUUCCUCAAAAGUUAGAACAAUUGCCUGUUGAUAAUUAACAAGACAUUCAAAGUCAAAAUUUUAAGUUAGCUUCUCAAAUGAUUUAGAUACCAUUCUGUAAAAUAUUUCUAAUUUUUCUGAGUAGAACCUUUACCUAUUCUUCCUAUAGUCUUAAAGCAUUACCAGAUAUAGCAUUUGAUUGGAAUAUUUAUAGUGGGCAGUUGGAGAAAGAUUUGAAACUAAAUCCAUAUUAAAAUUAAGGUUUGUUUUCAAGUGGAUGCCCAUUAAAAAUAGAAAAAUAUUUGGGGUAAGUGUGAGUGUGUGUUUCUUUAUAUGGCUACUAGAUAUAAUAUGAGUAGACAAGUACAUCUCACUUUUUGUUGUGGAGGCUCCAUGUUCAAGGCAAUUGCUUUUUUAAUCUUGGCUCUAAAUUUUUUUCCAAAGUGGGAGUGGUUUUGAAUAUUUGUAAGUUUCUUAAAUUAGUGUCAGCAGAUGAUUUGAAGUUACAUUUCCACACUGGGACACAUUUAAAUCACUGAGUAUAGCACUUCUUUUUUAGUUUGAAAUGUAUGACUUGGGUUUUUAAAGUAAAAAUUAGAAAGUUAUUUGUGUAUAAACUAAAAAAAAAAAAAUUACACAGUUGACUGAAAUAAAACUCUUGGGAUAAGUUUAGUGGGAGGAUUGGAAUCUCCAAAUGGCUAACAUUUUAUUCCUUUUUAAUAAUUGAAAUGCCCUGUUUUAGUCCUGAAGAAUUCUCAUUGCAUUAGUAUGCCAGAUUAUAAAAUACUUAUUUUUAAACUUAAAUCUGUAUAUUGACUUUCUUAUCAAUCAUCUUAUUGUGCAAUCAAAAUUAGAGUUCUUUGGUUUGAAAACAACACUUAGAGCCUCCAAAUAACUUUUUAAGACUUAUUUAGCUUUGUGGGUGGUAUUUUCAUGCAAAUAAGUAAGGGUGGGUUGGGUUUUAUAUUUUGUAGAAGUUUUUGGUCCUAUUUUAAUGCUCUUUGUAUGGCAGUAUGUAUAUAGUGUGUUAAAUUCCUUAAAGCACUCCUCAAGAAAACUUUGAAGUUAAUACUUUCGUGCAACUGUGUUUUGAAUAAAGCCAUGACAGUGUUAAAAACAAACAAAAAAUGCAGUACUCCUGAUUAUUCUUUUAUUGUUUCUGACUGUUUCCUGUUUUUUCUGUGACUGCUGUAACUUAAAGUUUUUGAAACCGAAUUGCUUCAAAUAAAUUGAAGAUUUGUUGUUAAUGA